Torulaspora delbrueckii is the source of this 1668-nucleotide messenger RNA. It is a transcript of the gene ICL1, whose product is annotated as isocitrate lyase 1. The transcript has a single exon. The coding region runs from base 1 to 1668 and encodes 555 amino acids. Gene Ontology annotation, molecular function: isocitrate lyase activity. Gene Ontology annotation, biological process: carboxylic acid metabolic process. Lineage: Eukaryota; Fungi; Ascomycota; Saccharomycetes; Saccharomycetales; Saccharomycetaceae. The record is from RefSeq and is a predicted model, not a curated record.
AUGGACGCUACUACACUAGAUUAUCAAACUUUGAAGAAACAAUUGGGUGCUUCUGCCCGUGAAAUUGAACAAUGGUGGUCUGAUCCUCGUUGGAAAAAUACAAAGAGAAUAUAUUCUGCUCAAGAUGUCGCUGCUAGACGUGGAACUUUCCCUCCAAUUCAAUAUCCUUCAUCUGUUCAGGCUAAGAAAUUGUACAAAGUUUUGCAAGAGCAUAGAAAACGUGGAACUGUUGCACGUACUUUUGGUGCAUUGGAUCCAAUCCAUAUCUCUCAAAUGGCCAAAUAUUUGGAUACUAUUUACGUUUCUGGUUGGCAAUGUUCUUCAACUGCCUCAACUUCCAAUGAGCCAGGUCCUGAUUUAGCUGAUUACCCAAUGGAUACUGUUCCAAACAAGGUGGAUCAUCUUUUCAAAGCACAAUUAUUCCACGAUAGGAAACAGCUUGAAAAUAGGGCAAAAGCUACUUCUCAAAAAGAGUUGGAUGCUCAGGGUCCUCCAAUUGAUUAUAUGACUCCAAUCAUCGCUGAUGGUGAUGCUGGUCAUGGUGGGUUGACUGCUGUGUUUAAGUUGACCAAGAUGUUCAUCGAACGUGGUGCUGCGGGGAUUCAUAUGGAAGAUCAGACUUCUACAAACAAGAAAUGUGGACAUAUGGCUGGUCGUUGUGUCAUUCCGGUGCAAGAGCAUGUCAAUAGACUCUCAACCGUGAGAAUGUGCGCUGAUAUUAUGCAUUCGGACUUGGUCAUUGUCGCUAGAACUGACUCGGAAGCUGCUACUUUGAUUAGCUCAACUAUCGAUGUCCGUGAUCACUACUACGUUGUCGGUGCAACAAAUCCUGAAGUCGAAGAUCAACCAUUUGCAGAAGUAAUGGAUAAAGCUAUCCUUGCAGGUGCGUCUUCUUCUGAACUCGCGCAGAUCGAAGCUCAAUGGUGCAAGAAAGCAGGUCUUAAAUUGUUCCAUGAAGCAUUCGCUGAAGAAUUGCAAAAAUCCAACGUUUCAAACAAAGAAAGAGUACUAGCUGAGUUCCAAAGAAAAGUUGGACCUUACACUGGUACUCCUCACCGUGAAGCUCAAAAGCUAGCUAAAAAACUUUUGGGCCAUGAAGUCUACUUCAACUGGGACGUGCCAAGGGUCAGAGAAGGCCUGUACCGUUACCAAGGUGGUACCCAGUGUGCAGUGAUGCGCGCACGUGCGUUCGCUCCAUUCGCUGACUUGGUUUGGAUGGAGAGUAACUAUCCAGACUACCCACAGGCUAAGCAAUUUGCCGAGGGUGUUAGGGAAGAAUUCCCUAACCACAUGCUUGCUUAUAACCUAUCACCAUCCUUCAACUGGACCAAAGCGAUGUCCACAGAAGAACAAGGUACUUUCAUCGAAAGGCUCGGGAAACUGGGUUACAACUGGCAAUUCAUCACCUUAGCUGGGUUACACACCACUGCACUAGCAGUGAACAACUUCUCUCGUGAAUUUGCCAAGCAUGGAAUGAAAGCCUACGCACAGAACGUUCAACAGAAGGAAAUGGACGAAGGUGUCGACGUUCUAAAGCACCAAAAAUGGUCCGGUGCAGAAUAUAUCGACAGUUUACUCAAGUUAGCCCAAGGUGGUGUCUCUGCUACAGCUGCCAUGGGUCAAGGUGUCACCGAGGACCAGUUCAAGGAAGAUAAGAGUAAGUUAUAG